This is a messenger RNA of Nymphaea colorata (pocket water lily), 860 nucleotides long. RefSeq names its product protein PLASTID REDOX INSENSITIVE 2, chloroplastic-like. The coding region runs from base 89 to 655 and encodes 188 amino acids. The transcript has 3 exons. Lineage: Eukaryota; Viridiplantae; Streptophyta; Magnoliopsida; Nymphaeales; Nymphaeaceae. The record is from RefSeq and is a predicted model, not a curated record. Gene Ontology annotation, biological process: regulation of gene expression.
CAGGGGAGUCUCACGCGCUCACUCUCACGAGUCUCGGUGCGGUGCUUUCUCUCUGGAUUCUGGAACGCAGGUAGUGUAGUGGUUUGUGAUGGCUCUCAGUAACUGCAGGAACCCUGCUUCGUCUCUCUACUCCCUCCCCAUUAACUCCUCUACCUCCAAGGUGACCACCCGCGUCGCUUUCUCUCUCUUCCCUCCUCGACCAGCAUCACCUUCUUCUCUCUCCGGUCUGCCCCUUUUCCUUUCUCCGGCAUUUCCUUCCCGCCUCUCGGGUCUUUCAAGAAUAGCCCAGUUGAAGCCGUUGAUGGUUGGCCAUAAAUACAUGUACCCCAACCCCAUUCCCGAGUUUGCCAUCGCGGAAACUCAUAAAUUCCGGGUGGAGCUCAUGAAGAAGCUGAAGAAGAACAGGGAGACCUUCGGGGAUGAUUGCGAGGAAGUCCUCAGCGUUUGCUCAGAGGUGAAGAUAUUUAACGAAUUCUUAUGUAAAGAAUAUGGUGGCCCGGGAACACUCUUGGUCGAACCAUUUACAGAUAUGCUUCUUGCUUUGAAGGAGAAAAAACUUCCAGGUGCACCAAUUGCUGCGAGAGCUGCGCUUCUCUGGGCCCAGAACAACGUUGACAGGGACUGGGAAGAUUGGACGUCCCAGAAUCAAAGAUGAUCACUGAUCGCAAGUUUAUCUCAUUGCACUUCUUAACCAAACGUUGGAAGACAGAUUCUAUGCAGCUCUAGGUUCUCAAUGGAUGUCCAUAGUUAUAUAGUAACCUUUGUUGUAUCAGAAAUGCAGCAUAUGCUAUAGAAGAUCCCUAAACUUUUCUGCUUGGAUCUGCAGUGAACAGAAUUACGUUCUUGAAUUGCUCAUUUUA